Molecule: messenger RNA, 1156 nt
Organism: Jaminaea rosea
Lineage: Eukaryota; Fungi; Basidiomycota; Exobasidiomycetes; Microstromatales
Exons: 2
Coding region: 276-938 (220 amino acids)
Source: RefSeq, a predicted model, not a curated record
CUGACAAUGUCUCGGCUACGAUGCCCCCCAUUUUUGUGAUCAUUGAUGCUCACAGACCAUCUACUCGCCCCCACUCCCUCCACGCAUACGCGCAUCGCAGAUUGUCAUGAAGGACCGUGAGACUGGUCGCUCUCGCGGCUUCGGCUUCGUCACUUACGGCACCCAGCAGGAGGCCGACGCCGCCAUUGCCGCUCUCAACGAGACUGAGCUUGACGGCCGUCGCAUCCGUGUCAACAUGGCCAACUCUCGCCCCCCUGCCGGCAUGGGCGGCAUGAAUGUCGGCGGCUACGGUGGUGGCCAAGGCGGCUACGGUGCUCAGGGCGGCUUCGGUGGAGGCUACGGUGCUCAGGGUGGCUACGGCGGUCAGCCUCAGUUCGGCGCCGGCGGUUACGGUGGCCAGCCUCAGUUUGGCGGCCAGCAGGGCGGCUACGGUGCCCCUUACGGCGGUCAGCAGGGCUACGGCGCUCAACAGCCCGGUGGCUACGGUCAGGGCUACGGACAGCAGAGCUUCGGUGGCCAGCAGCCCGGCUUCGGCGGUGCUCAGCAGGGUUACGGAGGUGUUGCCCCCCAGGGCGGUUACGGAGGGUGAGUACCGUGCAGAGAUUCAGGUGGCUCGGUUCGUGACAGCGUGUGUGCAAGGGAGGAGGGCGAUGCGUGGCUCGCUGGGUCGAUCUUGGCAAUGCAGACGGCGAGUCAGCCAGCAGCCUGCCGUUCAUCCCCAGCGGCUGCAUCAUACGUGGAGGGAGGGGAUGGUUCACAUUCACACUUCUUCAGAGUCGACUCUGGUGGUGUCUGAGACGUGUUCCGUGCUGCACCCCUGUUCGCUGUCUCCCGCAUCGGCUCGUCUCGUUCUCGGCUUGUCUUGGCCUCCGUCGCUUCCUCCACCGCUUCGCAGCAUGGAGAGGGACUCGCCCGACAGCUACAACUACUGGGAUUGAAGGUCACCAGCGCGGCGGACAGGCAGUCCGCCAACACCCUCGCAUUCAGCAAUACCCAGUCAAGUCCGACUCAGGUCGCCGCCCCAGUGCAACGCAAGCCCAUCAUUUCGGUAGCUGGCUACCGACGACGUUUCCGCCUCGUCCUCCACGCAUCGACCCGCGUUCUCGAGCCUGCCCUUCUUUCCAUUUCUUCACCUCACUUCACUCCUCUCUCUCCC